Pogonomyrmex barbatus (red harvester ant) is the source of this 6770-nucleotide messenger RNA. It is a transcript of the gene Pi4KIIIalpha, whose product is annotated as phosphatidylinositol 4-kinase III alpha. The record is from RefSeq and is a predicted model, not a curated record. Gene Ontology annotation, molecular function: 1-phosphatidylinositol 4-kinase activity. Gene Ontology annotation, biological process: phosphatidylinositol-mediated signaling; phosphatidylinositol phosphate biosynthetic process. Gene Ontology annotation, cellular component: cytoplasm; plasma membrane. Lineage: Eukaryota; Metazoa; Arthropoda; Insecta; Hymenoptera; Formicidae.
ACUGACAUUUAUCGCGAAUGGAACGCAACUGAAAUUAUUCCAGUUCAGUAGAGUGGCGAUCGGCAAGAUGAUGGCGGACGAAAGGUUGUUUUUCUCGAACGCCGUCCAACAAUUGGCAAGAUGUUUGGCCGCUAUUAAGCCUACACCGUGGGAAAAAGUAGCCAAACUAUACAAGUUAUGUCCACAAGAAUCUGCUCAGGGUGUAUUUCGCUUAGAUCAGAGAGGUCAAGAUGCAACCAUUGCAUUGGGAAUUUAUUUUUUGGAAUCUGGUUUACAACACCGGGAUAAAAUUUUACCAUAUUUGUUGAGAUUACUGCGUGGUCUUCCAAAAGCAGUAUGGCGGGAUGAAAUAAAGUGUUCGCUCGCUGAGCGUGUCCCAGUUGCGGAACGUUUCAGCUUCUGCUUAAAUACACUGCUGAGCGAUGUAGCGGCCAGAUGCGAACCGACACGAGAAGAAAUCAUCUCGACGCAAGUUGAAAUACUUGCCGUUCUUACCAAUCUGAUACGUGGAUACAAAGAUCAAAAUAGUAACAGAGGCUUACAAGCAAAGAUAUCACUAUGCAAAUGUCUGGUUCCGGUGCUGAUUGGUCUGGCAAGAUCAAUGGGUCGUUUUGCAUGUACAGAUCCACCGUUACUUUGCCGUAUCUUUCCACGACGAGAGACACCCUCUCCAGCAAGCAACACGGAAAAUCGCUUAAUAUCCGACAAGAAGCAACACAGUUUCUCGAAUUUCAGGCCAAUUAUACCGCGGUCUCUGAGCGGCAAUUUUAAUUCUUGUAUCGAUAACGCGUUGCCAGGCUAUGACAAUCACGAUUAUCACUGCGGCAAGCGACCAUCAUUACAGUCCUUUUUGUCGGUGCCGUACGAUCCGACGACGUAUUACUUCAGUCGUUAUGGAUCGAGUUUCAAUCAGUUCCCGCAGAUGCGCUGUAACGAGAGCCCCGAAAGAAGAGCCGGAAUGCAAUUUACCGUUGUGCAUUUACAGAGUGUGUUGGCUUUGGCCAAAAAGCUGCUUACCAAGGAGAUCCUGACGUUCCUAGACGAGGAGGCACAACAGGUGUAUAAUUCCGGCCAAGUACAUUUUCCGUACCGCACGUUUAGCGAGACAAUGAAUCUAGUGAUGGUGGCUCUAUUGCGGGAACUACUGCAGAAUCAGCGUGACUUGCCAGCACCGUUCACGAGGGAUGUGCAGGAAUUCGUAAAGGGCCUGUUUCUUUCGGGCCAAACGGAACUGCAGUCGCGGCAGCACGACGCGAGCGAGCGUGAAGACAUUGAUACGAAUUUCCGAACAGUGAAUCGCUUCAAGGUGAACGUGAUGGCUAAUUCUGCAUGCGUCGAUCUACUGGUCUGGGCAAUCGGUGACGAGACAGGUGCGGAUAGCUUGUGCGGACGACUUGUAGAGAAGAUUAAUUCCAAUCACGGGCCGAAACUCGUCUUAGCGCACAUGCCAUUAUUGAUGGUUUGUCUUGAAGGUUUGGGAAAAUUGGCGCAGAAGUUUCCCAACAUAGCCAGUACAUCCAUAUACUAUUUACGUGACUUUCUCAUUGCACCAUCACCAAUUCUUUUAAAGUUAUAUCGACAACAUAGCGAGUACACCAUGAAGGAACAUCAGUUUAAAGUAUUAGUCCAAGGGAAGGAAAUAAGCGACACGAAGCAGACAACGUCAUCGGUGCACACAGCAUUUGAGAAACUUCGCGAUGCGGCCAUCGGCAAUCUCUGUAUUGCCCUAGAAGCAGCGCAUUCUGUAAAUCCGGACUGCGUACCAGCGCUCGUGGCCAGCGUCUCGAACAGAUUAUAUACCGCGGAUAUAUCCGACGGCGAGAGCGACGAGAAGUUGAAAAACGAAGUAGUAUCGAAAAAUAUUGUGAUCAUGUUGGGCCACGUCGCCGUGGCGUUGAAGGACACUCCGAAGACGAUGCGCACGAUCUUUCCGUUCUUCCAGCAGCUCUUUUGUCGCACUCCUAGCGACCUUGAUUUCCUCAUAGUAGAUCAAUUGGGUUGCAUGAUCAUUGCCAAAUGCGAACCAAAGAUUUAUGAAGGGAUAAUGCAGAUGUUCUCCAUGUCGUUGGGAUCGAGCACAGCAACAUACGCCGCGAAUGACGAUCGUAAACAAUAUUGCCAUGUUUCCAAGGCAGUUACAAACGCCCUGGCGAAUAUAGCGGCGAAUUUGCAGGGCGAGACGGAAUUGGAUGAUUUGUUGCUGCAUCUUCUCGAACUUUUUGUGCAAUUAGGACUCGAAGGUAAACGCGCCAGUGACAAGAUGCCAAAUAGUAUCGCUGCAUCGAAAGCAGUUAGUAGUGCCGGAAAUCUAGGUGUGCUCAUUCCCGUGAUUGCGAUAUUGGUACGACGUCUACCUCCAAUUAGACAUCCGCAGAAGCGACUUCUGAAAUUAUUCAAGGAUUUUUGGUUGUACUGCGUUAUAAUGGGCUUCGCCGCGGACCACCCACCAAGAUUAUGGCCACUCGAAUGGUAUGAAGGUGUCAAGGAAAUUGCCGUCAAGUCGCCCUAUCUUAUUUCUCAGACCAGCGCCCGUCUUGAAAUGCGAGAAUUGCAAUAUACGUCGGCGGUCCGCAACGACAGUGUCUCGUUGAAUGAGUUACAGGAACUGCGGAGUCAAGUGCUGAAAAUAAGCACUCGUACAAACGACAUAUCCGCGUACGUCACUAAACUACAAUUUGCACAGUGCACGUACUUAUUGUCCGUUUAUUGGUCAGAGACCUUACGAGUGGCUAACAGUCCUGAGCCUAGUUUGCAACCAAUAAUGGAAUACCUGUGCGAUACCGAUUUGCAAAAGGACAAAAGCGGUAUGUGGCAGUGCAUAUGCUGCGUAGCUGACUCGGUAUUUGCGAAAUUCAAGGACGUAAUGCAGCGCAAACCGAAGGAUGAGCAACGUGAAAGAGAACUCGAGAAUCACGCGCAGUUUCUAUUGGUGCAUUUCAAUCACGUGCAUAAGCAGAUUAGGCGAGUAGCAGACAAAUACCUCAGUGCUCUAGUGGAUGCUUUCCCGCAUCUGCUAUGGAAUUGCAAAGUUCUUUGGAGUAUGUUGGAUAUAUUACAGAUUUUAUCGUACUCAUUACAACUUGAUCCGAAUGAAGAGACUCCUAGUUUAAGAAUACCUGGCACGCCAUAUAGCAUCGAGUUGAUGAAUAAUCUUGAAGCAAGAGAAAUUAUCGUGAAGGAUUUUACCGCGAGAUGCAAGGGUAUAGUACAGGAAGCCAUGAAGUGGGCGCCGCAGGCUACUAGAUCACAUUUACAAGAAUAUAUUAAUCAAAUACCAUCUUCUGGCAUGCGACACCAUUCUGGUCUGUCGCUGGCCAUUGACUCUGUUCUCGAAUUUGUGGACACCACGAUCCCCACAGUAGUUCCAGCAAACACAAAUUCGUUGGAUAAAAGACCACGCGGUCCAAAAGGUACGAGUUCGUGGCUGCUAUCGAUGAUGUCUACAAGAUCGUGGCAUGCCGGCGAAGUAGCUGGUAUGCUCGCUCUCGCACGCACCGAAUCGCCAACCGCGGAAAUGACUCUGGAAGAGUGUAGGGAUAAAGUCGUCGAGAGAUUGAUCGAAGCUGUCCGUCGUGCUUGUCAGGAGCACGAUGAUACCGCCCAUCGCGGAGCUCUUUGGCGUGCUACCGCUCUUUUAAUAUCCAUGCCUGGAAUACAUAGACGCCUAUUACAUAUAGUCGCGUGCUCGCAGAUAGAAUUGUUCACAACUACAGCAAUGACCACAGCGGUCGAAUGCUGGCAAUGGAUAUUAACUGUACGACCAGAUUUGAAGUUGCGAUUCUUGCAAGAGAUGUUACUCGCGUGGCAAUAUACCGUUGAUAAGAGAAUGGGCCUGUUCGCACCGAAUGAGAAGGAGGUCAGUCCGCUCGCAGUUUAUGAAGGCUGCAAGCUCGGGCCCAAUCCGCCACAGGUGAAGCCACACGAUAUAUGGGUAACUUUCAUAGUGGAACUCGUGGAAACGGCUAAGUAUUGUUGCCAAGAGACGGUCGACAUGAUCGCUAUCCUCCUUCAUCGCUCAUUACCCAUGACUGUCGGUGCAUCUGGCGAGGAACCCGGCAUCACUCGACAUGUCGCUGCGGUUGGCGUGCGUUUUAAACUCCUCUCAUGUGGUUUGGUGCUGUUGCAAGGUGAUGUUUUGCCGAGAAUUUUGAGCAAGAAUGUCUUGAGAGAACGUGUCUAUUCCAAUUGUCUGGAUUAUUUUUGCCGAGAACGCCAAUUGCCAACUCAAGAAAUCGAUCAGCUUAGCGAAGAUAUAGUUACUCUGAUACGUUUUUGGCAGGUAAUGCACAGUGACAAAAAAUACUUAAUGAUGACAGGAGCCGAUAAUGAGUUUGAAAUAGUGACGUCUCAAACUUGUACAACCACGAUGAUCGUUCCAAGCGAGACAAUUGGUUCGCUAGCCGCUACGCUAGCUCCCACACCGAACGAAUUUUCGAAAUCAUCCAGCAACGUGUGGAUGAGCACCAUGCCUAUGUCGACUAGCACUAACACGUUGAGUAAACGCAGCAAUCGCAGCAAACGAGUUGUAAAUGCUAAUGUCCUCGUGAAAGAUUAUAUCAAGAAGAGAAAUUUGAUUCUUGAGUUAUUAGCGGUUGAAAUCGAAAUGUUACUGGUUUGGCGUAAUCCUGGCGGAAGACCAGAACUCGCGUUGCAAGGAGAAGGAAGCAUCGCAGAUUGGCGUGCCAAAGGAAUGAACGAUCGCUGGCGAGAAUAUACGCGGCUCGCGUGGGAGAUCAGUCCUGUUUUGGCUAUAUUUUUGCCAGUGCGAUUAAAGAAUCACGAAGUCAUCAUUAAAGAGAUCUGCGGCUUGGUGCGCCUUAAACCCGUGCCAGUUAUGCAUAUAUCGGAAGCAUUACAGUAUCUUGUUACAACGGACACGCUUCUCAACGAUGUACCUGAAUUAGUUUAUAUGUUAGCAUGGGCAAGAGUGUCUCCGAUUCAAGCUCUGGCAUUCUUCUCGCGACAAUUUCCGCAUCAUCCCAUCUCAGCGCAGUAUGCAGUACAAGUAUUGGACAGCUAUCCCGCCGAUGCUGUGCUUUUCUACAUACCUCAACUAGUACAAGCUGUCCGUCAUGAUUCAAUGGGUUACGUAAUCGAAUUUAUCAAGAAGAUUGCUAAACGAUCGCAGGUAGUGGCACAUCAGUUGAUAUGGAACAUGCACACUAAUAUGUAUAUGGAUGAAGAUAAGCAGAUGAGAGAUCCGGUUUUAUAUGACGUAUUAGAUUCGUUGACGAAGAAUAUUUUGAAUGCUCUAUCCGGCCCAGCGAAACAAUUCUAUGAAAGGGAGUUCGACUUUUUCGAGAAAAUCACCAAUAUUUCGGGUGAAAUUCGGCCGUAUCCUAAAGGACCGGAACGUAAAGCCGCAUGUCUGGAAGCUUUAGGAAAAGUCAAGGUACAACCCGGUUGCUACCUACCAUCGAAUCCCGAGGCAAUGGUCAUUGAUAUAGAUUAUCAAAGCGGUACUCCCAUGCAAAGCGCCGCUAAAGCACCGUUCUUAGCACGAUUCAAAGUACAAAGAUAUGGUAUCCACGAACUCGAGAAUAUCGCGUUAGCGGUGUCAACCAAUGGAAAAAUUGAAAGUAAGAAAGAAACCGAGGACCAGAUAUGGCAGGCCGCUAUUUUCAAGGUUGGCGAUGACGUCAGACAAGAUAUGCUGGCUUUACAGGUGAUCAGCAUUUUUAAGAACAUAUUCCAGAAAGUCGGGUUGAAUCUCUUCCUGUUUCCCUACAGAGUGGUGGCCACAGCUCCCGGAUGCGGCGUGAUAGAAUGUGUUCCACAUGCAACAUCACGAGAUCAACUCGGUCGAACAACGGACAGCGAUAUGUAUCAAUACUUCAUCACGCAACAUGGUGAUGAGACAACCAAGGAAUUCCAAAAUGUUCGUCGCAACUUUGUCAAAUCGAUGGCGGCGUACAGCGUGAUCACUUAUCUCUUGCAGAUUAAAGAUCGUCACAACGGUAAUAUCAUGAUAGAUACUCAAGGUCACAUCAUACACAUUGACUUCGGCUUCAUGUUCGAAAGCUCGCCCGGCGGCAAUCUGGGUUUCGAGCCCGACAUCAAGCUCACUGAUGAGAUGGUCCUCGUAAUGGGCGGUAAAAUGGAAGCUGCACCAUUUCGCUGGUUCAUGGAACUGUGCGUACAAGCCUUCCUUGCAGUCAGGCCCUACCAGGAAGCCAUUAUCUCUCUUGUCUCUCUCAUGCUCGACACGGGAUUACCAUGCUUCCGUGGACAAACUAUCAAACUUCUACGUAGUCGAUUCGUUCCGACCGCCACCGAUCGCGACGCGGCGAUCUUCAUGAUCAAUGUAAUACGUAACAGCUACCUCAACUUCCGUACGAAAACUUACGACAUGAUACAGUAUUAUCAGAAUCAAAUCCCUUAUUGAAUUGUUUCUGAAGUGUUUACUUCCUUCCCUACUCUUUCCUGUCCUUAAUUAGCGACAUUUUGCGCUCCCUACGAUUGUUGUUAUCAUAUUAAAAUCUAGCAUUUGAUGUACUGCAGUUAUUAGAUAUCGCAGUAUAAUUACUGACUGUGAAAUUGUACAAACAUAUUGGUGUCAAUGUUAUUUUAGUGUUUUAUGUGUAUUUUAUGAAAGCAUUUAGCUUUAUAUGUAUGUAUGUAAUAAUGUAUCAUAUUUAUCUACAAGAAAUUGUCUAUAUAUGUAUAUGUAUACAUCUGCCGUAUGCAGCAUGACUGUAUAUGAAUACAUUCCUGUUUACGAUUAAUUUAUGCGCUGUUAAUGGUUAAAUAUUAAAUUACUUUGAUCACGA